CCGCGCCCUGCCCCCCCGGGGUGGCCGGCCGGGCCAUCGGGGGAGGGGGGCCAUGGCGCGGGGUUCCGUCGCGCGCGGCGCCGUCGCGGCGGCCACCGCGGCGGAGGUGGCGGCGGCGGCGGCGUGCAAGAAGGACCUCGCCGCGGUGGAGCCGCACGUGCUCGGCGUGCCGAUGAAGUGGGUCUCGCUGGUGUCGCUGACGCUGCAGCGCCGGAGGCACGCAGGGCCGGCACCGCCACCCGCCUCCGUGGCUCGCCUCUCCACUGGGCCAAGAGGGCCCCGGCGAGGUCUCCGCAGGCUGGCGGGACCUUCGGCUGAUGGCCCGGCCGGGGAGGCCCAAGAGCGUGCGAGCGGGCGCGCGGCCCGGCGACGGCGGGCGUCGCCGGCGCUGCAGCGUCGGAGGCCCGGGAGGGGUCGGCACC
Molecule: messenger RNA, 422 nt
Organism: Prorocentrum cordatum
Lineage: Eukaryota; Dinophyceae; Prorocentrales; Prorocentraceae
Source: the annotation of a GenBank genome assembly